Propithecus coquereli (Coquerel's sifaka) is the source of this 789-nucleotide messenger RNA. RefSeq names its product crumbs family member 3 (gene CRB3). The transcript is spliced from 5 exons. Lineage: Eukaryota; Metazoa; Chordata; Mammalia; Primates; Indriidae. Bases 206 to 580 code for a protein of 124 amino acids. The record is from RefSeq and is a predicted model, not a curated record.
GUGAGCGGGCGGAGCCGGUGGGGUCCGACCGAGAGACCGACGGACGGACCGAGGGUUCGAGAGAGGGAUCGGGACCAGGAACUUGAGCGAGGUCUAAGACACCUGGGCCAGGUGCCCAGUCGUAGGUACCCCGGGCGCGAGAUGCGGUAGGAGAGGCGCGCGCAAGAAGCCCCAUCGCCGGCGCUGCCAACCCGUCACCCAGCCCAUGGCGAACCCCGGCCUGGGGCUGCUCCUGGCGCUGGGCCUACCUUUGCUGCCUGCCCGCUGGGGCCGAGCCCGGGGGCAAACCCCCACAGCGCUGACCCUUGCCGCCAAUGGAAACACCACUAUUUCGCCUUCUGGCCCCAGCUCCGAUGGGGCCCUGUCUCAGGAAGCCGUCACCGCCAUCAUUGUGGUCUUCUCCAUCCUGGGUGCCCUGCUCCUGGCUGUGGGGCUGGCGCUCUUGGUGCGGAAACUUCGUGAGAAGCGGCAGACUGAGGGCACCUACCGGCCCAGCAGCGAGGAGCAGUUCUCCCAUGCAGCUGAGGCCCGGGCCCCCCAAGACUCCAAGGAGCCGGUGCGGGGCUGCCUGCCCAUCUAGGUCCCCACCUCUCCACCCCUCCCCCAACUUCUUUGCUGUGUGACCUUUGGGGAAGGAAGGCAGAGCCCUCUCUGGGCAGUCAGACCCACCCAGUGCUUAAGAAUAGAAGGGAAGAAGUUGCUUCAAUUCUAAGGCCUUGCCCCUGAGGGCAAGGGAGGGCGGGGGGGCUGCUCACUUUUUAUAUAUUUAUAUAAAAUUGGUAGUGAGAU